AUGGAAAACCGAAGGCCUAUAAGAAUACAAAAGAAGGAAGAUGUUCUGAGGAUGAAGGAAGAAAGUCCGGAAAUGAGCCCAGAGGAAGAGUGCACAAGCGAGGGGGAGUCUCUCUCUGAACUGGUUUCCAAUGACGACCUGUCCGAGGGGGAAAACGACCUUGCCAAAGAGAAAAACGCACGGAAAAAGUGCGUUUCAGAGCACAGAGAGAAAUGGGGUCUCCUGUUCCGGCAUCUGCUCUUUGCCUGGUCCUUAAUUAGCUGUUUGUUUAUAGGGUACCUCCUCUACAGAGUGAACCAAAACUGUUUCUCACACAUUAGCACCGUCGAAAAGCGGGCAGCGGAAAUAACCAGGAAAGUUAGCGAGUUGGAGGCACUUUUCAACAGCAAGUACAAGGAAGUUGACGUUGCCGACUACCUGGAAGGUGCCCGAAUCAUGCACGACAUUUCAACGGAGGCAUAUUUUGUGCGGAAGUUCCCUUUCUGGAAGUCAACGAAAGGCCUGAAUGCAGAAGUAGCUAUCGACCGGAUAAUAGACAAGCACCACUGCUACUCCUUCGCAGGCUCUGAGGGGAAGCUCGGAAUUGCCUUCAAAAACGAGAAAAUCAUACAGAAAGUGGGAAUAGCUCAUCCCCUGUACGACAGCAGGUCCUCUGCAGUGAAGAACUUCUCCGUGGACUGCCUGGUGGGCGGGAGAGAGGUUCACGUGGGAGACUUCGAGUAUGAAAUUCCCGGGGACUCUUUCCAGCAGUUUCCAAUUCCUCCAACGGCGUGUACCGGCAUAAUAUUCCGGAUAAAGUCCAACCACGGACGAAAAGAGUACACGUGCAUAUAUAAAGUGUACGCUUUUGAAUAA
This is a messenger RNA of Nematocida major, 855 nucleotides long. RefSeq lists its product as uncharacterized. The coding region runs from base 1 to 855 and encodes 284 amino acids. NCBI's taxonomy places the organism in Eukaryota, Fungi, Microsporidia. Gene Ontology annotation, cellular component: nuclear envelope. Gene Ontology annotation, molecular function: protein-membrane adaptor activity. Gene Ontology annotation, biological process: nuclear envelope organization. The transcript has a single exon. The record is from RefSeq and is a predicted model, not a curated record.